This is a messenger RNA of Closterium sp. NIES-65, 2700 nucleotides long. The record is from the annotation of a GenBank genome assembly. Lineage: Eukaryota; Viridiplantae; Streptophyta; Zygnematophyceae; Desmidiales; Closteriaceae.
AUGGAUACGCGGCACCACUUCCCCGCCGCGCGGCACCUCGCGUGCUUCGCGUCGUUCGCGUCGCCCACCCCCUCGCUCACCCCGCUCGUCGUCCCCGCCGACCCCGCCGCUCCCACCGCCGACGACCCCUUCCCGUGCGCCGCGAACGCAUCGCCUUACGCGUCGCCUGGCGCGGAGGGCUCUCUUAACGGAGACGGGCAUAGCGAGGAAGGCAGCGCUGAUGCGGAGAACGUGGGGGAUCGCGCAGGGCGGGUAGGAAGGGGCGCGCGCAUGUGCGAGGAGUACGUGGCGGCGUGCGCCGCCGUCAUGCGCCACCGCCACGCCCACGACCACCAUGCGCCCUCCGCAUCCGCCUCCGCCGCCUCUUCUGCCUCCGCCGUGUCCUCCGCCCCGCCUGUCUCGCCUGUCUCUCCCGCGCACCCGUGGAUCGAAUUGGCUGCUGAGACCAGCAGUGACGUCACCACGGACAUCAGCAGUGACGUCAGCGCGGAGAUACGCAGCGGCAUGAGCGUGAGCGCCACCCGGCGGCCCUUUGGCUCGCCCAUCACCAUGACCCCUGCCUCCUCCGCUGCCUCCUCCGCUGCUGCUGCUGCUGAAGAUUCUGCUGCUGCGGACCGUUAUGGUGGGAAAGCUAGCGAUGGUGCUGCGUGGUGGGGUGGCGGUGGUGGAGAGGAUUGCGGGGGUGAGGGGCGGGUGGUGCAGCAGUUCCAUGUGCGCACGGAGGGCCUCUCUUACACGGCCGUCAACGGGCGCACCAUUCUGAACCGAGACGACGCCCUCUUCGCGCUGCUCUCCGUGCGCGAGACGCUUGACUUUGCCGCCCGCCUGCGCCUGCCGUCCACCGUGACGCCGGCCGCGCGGCAGCAGCGAGUGCAGCAGCUGGUGCAGCAGCUGGGGCUCACCGCGUGUGCCGACACGCCCGUGGGGGACGACCUGGUGAGUGGGCCGACCAGGUGGGUGCCUUGGAUGGGGGGGGACCACUGGGUGGGUAAUUUCUGGGGCGCCUCAAAAGCAGCUGCUGCAGCAGUGCGCGGGGUGGGGACGAGAUGCGUGCCUUGUGAGGAGGGCGUCCUGCUGGGCUGGGUGUCUUGUGGGUGGGAGGGGCAAGCGUGUCUUGUGAGGAGGGUGUCUUGUGGGUGGGAGGGGCAAGCGUGUCUUGUGAGGAGGGUGUCUUGUGGGUGGGAGGGGCAAGCGUGUCUUCACCGGGGGGUGUCAGGGGGGGAGAGGAGGCGCACGUCCAUCGGGGUGGAGCUCAUUCACAACCAUGCCGUGCUGCUGCUCGACGAACCCACCUCAGGGCUGGACAGCGCGUCGGCGCUCAAGGUGGUGCAGCUGCUGCACAACAUGGCCGUUCAGGGCGGGCGAACAGUGGUGUUGACCAUCCACCAGCCGUCGUUCCGCAUCACGGCGCUGCUGCACCGCAUGGCGCUGCUCAUCAGCGGCACCGUUGCCUUCCACGGCGCCACGCCCGCUCUGCGCUGCCACCUCGCAGUGCUGCACCACCCCGUGCCCCCGCAUGUCGCCUUCCACUGUGCCACGCCCGCCCUGCCGCAGGUGAACCUCUUAGAGUUCGCUCUUGACACUCUGCCCCGCAUCGCUGCUGCUGCCACUCGUGCCAAGCAGUCAGAGGCCCACACGGACACUCCCCCUGCCGCGCCCUCCCUGGGAGCUGCCCUGAAGCACCAGCUAGGGAAGCUGCUGGGGAGGGGGAAGGGGUGGUCGGGGGGUGGGGGCAGAGGGGAGGGCAGCGGGGCCAGCGAGGUGGGAGGCGUGGAGAGGGGUGCAGGGGAGAGGGCGGUGGGCGAGUGGGAGUACGCAACGAGCGCCGUGAGUGAGACGGUGACAUUGACACACCGCUGCUGCCUUGUGCUGCUGCGCAGCCCCGACCUGCUGCUCUCGCGCCUCCUCGUCAUGGUGGCGAUGGGGGUGAUCAUGGGGUCGCUGUUCCUGCAUGUGGGCUUCGACAUGCCUGGCCUGCAGAGCCGCUUUGCCGUGCUCGGCUUCACCAUCGCGCUCGUCUUCUACAACUCCCUCGACGCCCUGCCGCUCUUCUACCUCGAGCGAACCAUCUUCACGCGGGAGACGUCACGAGGCGCGUACCGCACGGCGCCCUACGUGGUGGCCACCACGCUCACCACGCUGCCGCUCUGCGUGCUGCUGUCGCUCGCCCUCGCCACGCCGCUCUACUGGAUGGUGGGCCUCGCGCCCUCCGCCUCCGCCUUCCUUGUCUUCAUCGCCACGCUCUGCCUGGCCUUUGCGCUCGCCAACGCGUUUGUGACGCUGCUGUCGGCGCUGCUGCCGUCACACAUGGUGGCGGCCACCGUGGCCAGCAGCGCCUUCUCCUUCUUCCUCCUCUUCAGCGGCUUCUUCUUCUCCAAGGCAGCCAUCCCGGGCUACUGGCUGUGGCUGUACUACGUGAGCCUCAUGCGCUACCCCAUGGAGCUGCUGCUCUGGGCCGAGUUCCACCACGGCCUCGGCCCCACCUGCUUCUCCACCUUCUCCCCCGCCGCCGGCGUCGGCUACACCGCCUCCGGCACCAACGAGGCCUGUGGGCUCACGGGUGCAGCGUAUCUGGACGCGCGGGGGUUCACAGGCUUGAGCCCGUGGCGCAACCUGCUGGUGAUUCUGGCGUUCAUCGCUGCGCUGCGCCUGGCUUUCUACGCAGCUCUCCGCCGACACGCUGCCUCCACCAGGAAGUGA